AUGUCUCGCGCGUUUAGUUCGGCUACUCGGCUUGUGACUAGCAACGAUGAACUUGUCAACUCACUCGAAGGAAUUGAGUGUACCAUGAUCGAGAGCAUGUACUUGAACAAUGCUGGGAACCUCCGCCGGGCCUGGCUGGCAAACCGGAGAGCUAUGGUUAUGGCACAGAUGAUGGGGCUCCAUGGAAGUGUCAAGUCAUCGAGCAUGUUUCUAGAGGAGAAAACACGAGAUCGUAUCGAUCCGGACUAUAUGUGGUUUCGUAUAGUCUGCUCAGACAGAUAUCUGUCCUUGAUGCUCGGCCUUCCGCAAGGUUCGCCUGAAGAUACGAGUUCAGAUGCUUUAGAAAAUUUCAUGCCUGUGGACCGUAUGGAGCGCUUAGAGUCAAUUGCAAGCGGACUCAUCCUACAGCGAAAUAGGACUGAACGAACCGAUCUCGUCGCAACUCGCAAGAUCGAUAAGCUCCUGCUGGAAGCUGCCGAGUCGAUGCCACCAGACUGGUGGGUGAGCUCCAAUUUUGGUACCAUUGCCGGUAAUGAUGGCAAGGCAUUUGAAGAAACGAUCCGUUUCAUGAUGCAAAUCGCACACCACCAUCUCUUAGUUCAAUUACAUCUACCAUAUAUGUUACUACCAUCGUCUAUCAGUUCGAAUUACGACUAUAGCAAGUUAGCAGCUGCCAACGCCAGUCGAGCCAUUAUCACACAAUACAUCUCUUUCUACGAUUCCAUUUCGGCGCCGGCGUACUGCCGAGGCAUCGAUUUUAUUGCCUUCAUUGCAAGUACGACUCUCUGUCUUGCACAUAUUGAAUCUCGUCGCCAAUUCAAGGAUAGUGUUACGUUUUUCCAGUCUCUUGAGCACCAACGCUCGGGUGACCGAGGUUCGUUAGAACGCCUGCUUGCAAUUAUGGAAAGAAUGGCAGGAGAAAGCAGCGAUGUGGUUGCCAGAAAAAUCUCUAGUAUUCUCCAACCGCUACUUGACAUCGAAGACAACUCCUUUAAAGGAAGCUGUUACCAGAUAUGUGCAUCAGAAGCCGUUGAGCCGGAAUCUCGGUGUAUUGGUCAGACGAAGGAAGCUGUGCACGAGCUUCGCAUUCAAAUCCCGCACUAUGGGAUUAUUGUGAUAGAACACCGUCCUCAAAGUCACACUCUGCCACACACAAGCAUUAUAAAUCCCUCUGUUUUGGAGCCAAUCCCGAGCCAUGAUGUAGUUCCAGGUCAGGCAGCACCAUGGGCAUUUGGAUCACUACCCGGCUUGGAAUUUGACGAACACGAUUGGGCAUUACAAGGAGUUGAUAUGGCGCUGUUUGGUAAUCUGACUGGGCAAGGAUUGAGUUAG
Molecule: messenger RNA, 1332 nt
Organism: Talaromyces amestolkiae
Lineage: Eukaryota; Fungi; Ascomycota; Eurotiomycetes; Eurotiales; Trichocomaceae
Exons: 1
Coding region: 1-1332 (443 amino acids)
Biological process (GO): DNA-templated transcription
Molecular function (GO): DNA binding; zinc ion binding
Source: RefSeq, a predicted model, not a curated record